UGUUCUCGGCAUAAAACCUCAUCAACUCUUGAAAGCUGAAAGCCUCUCUCUCCUUUUUCUUCUCUUUCUUUUUCUCCAUUUGAGUGUUAGAUAAGAAGACCACACCAAACCAAACGCUUUCUCUCUCUCUCUCUCAACUUCCAAAGUCAUCAACCAUGAAGAAGCUUUACCGAAAAGGAACUGUUCACCCGUCACCGCCCAUCAUCUCCGACCAACUCUCCUUCCUUCCGGCCACCAUCCUCACCCUCACCGCCGCCCUCACGCCAGAAGACAGGGAAGUCCUCGCAUACCUCAUUUCCUGCUCAUCCUCCUCCAACAACCCCCGCCGCACCACCACCACCACUUCAAGGAGCAGCUCCGCCUCAGGCGGCGGUGACCAUGCUCCAGUCUUCAGCUGUAACUGCUUCCGUUGCUACAUGAGUUACUGGGUGAGAUGGGACGCUUCGCCGAAUCGCCAGCUUAUACACGAGAUCAUCGAUGCGUUUGAGGAGUGGUUAGCUCAGAAAGGAGGAAAGAAGCACCACAACAAUGGAGGAAGGAAAGACAAGAGGAACAAAAGAGGCUCCAAUAGCAAUAAGAUGCAACAGUCAGGCGAGUUGUUGAAUCGGAGCGAGUCAGUGCCGAGUUCUGAGAGUACUGAGUCGUCAUCGUCAACCGAUUUGGAAUCGGUGGUGGUGGCGGUGGAAAAUAGUAGCAACGAUAGUGAUGAAGAUGGUGAGAGGGUUGAAGAGGAUGAAAAGAGUUCAGUGAGAAGGUUCGUGAGUUUCAUUGGAGAAAGGAUUUGGGGCGCUUGGGGACAGUGAAUCAUCAACAACCAACAAAAAUAACAACAAAACCUCAACAACAAAGAGGAAAGGUGGGUUCAGAAUUUCACCUUCUCUUUUUUUUUUCUCCUUUCUUUUUUUUUCUCUUUCUGUACAUUAUUAUUAAUUACUCCUCCUGCUUCUAUGCAAUGUCUAAAAGAAGAAAUGUUAUUUCUCUCUUUGUUUUUUUGUAAUCCAAUGGAUUAAUUAGUUUUGUUAUAAAUUUAUAAUCAUCAAUCACAACAUACAUAUGUUAUGAGAUGUCAUCUCAUUUUGUUC
Molecule: messenger RNA, 1082 nt
Organism: Arachis stenosperma
Lineage: Eukaryota; Viridiplantae; Streptophyta; Magnoliopsida; Fabales; Fabaceae
Exons: 1
Coding region: 156-803 (215 amino acids)
Source: RefSeq, a predicted model, not a curated record